This is a messenger RNA of Lampris incognitus (smalleye Pacific opah), 2827 nucleotides long. RefSeq names its product multiple endocrine neoplasia I (gene men1). Gene Ontology annotation, cellular component: nucleus; chromatin; histone methyltransferase complex. Bases 125 to 2005 code for a protein of 626 amino acids. Gene Ontology annotation, biological process: regulation of transcription by RNA polymerase II; negative regulation of cell population proliferation; negative regulation of cell cycle. The transcript is spliced from 10 exons. Gene Ontology annotation, molecular function: transcription cis-regulatory region binding; chromatin binding; Y-form DNA binding. The record is from RefSeq and is a predicted model, not a curated record. Lineage: Eukaryota; Metazoa; Chordata; Actinopteri; Lampriformes; Lampridae.
CACAAACAAAAACAUGUGGCUGCGGCUGCGCUUGUGAGCGAAGGGGCUCUACUGUCGGUUGCGGUCAGCAUCGCAGAGCAGCCGGCAGCAGCGUUCGUCAGCCACCUGAGUGACGUUGGAUAACAUGGGUCUCCAUUCGGCCCAAAAGAAACACUUUCCUCUGCGGGGCAUCGAUGGAGUGGUGCAGCUGUUUGAUGCCGAGCUUCGGAAAGCGGAACCAGACCUGGCCCUUCUCUCCCUGGUCCUUGGCUUUGUCGAGCACUUCCUGGCUGUCAACCGAGUCGUCCCCAUAAAUGUUCCUGGGGUUCGUUUUGAACCCCUUGAGCCAGACUGUCCUAACUCCUGCUUUCCCACAGUAGAGCUUGGCAUGAUUUCUGCGCUGCACGAGCGCUUCACGGCCCAGAUCCGUGGUGCAGUGGACUUGUCCCAGUACCGGCGGCCUGCAGGAGGGUCCAGCAGGGAACUGGUGAAGAAAGUAUCCGACAUCAUAUGGAACAGUCUGAGUCGCUCCUAUUUCAAGGACCGCGCUCACAUCCAGUCCCUCUUCAGCCUUAUCACUGGCACAAAACUGGAUAGUUCAGGGGUGGCCUUUGCGGUUGUGGCUGCGUGUCAGGUCCUGGGGUUGAAGGAUGUCCAUUUGGCAUUGUCCGAAGACCAUGCCUGGGUGAUCUUCGGCAAGAACGGGGAAGAGACAGCCGAGGUCACCUGGCACGGGAAAGGCAACGAGGACAGACGGGGACAAACCGUCACAGCUGGAGUCAAUGAGAGGAGCUGGCUAUACUUGAAGGGUUCCUAUAUGAAAUGUAACAGAAACAUGGAGGUGGCCUUCAUGGUGUGCGCGAUCAAUCCCUCACUGGAUCUGCACACAGACAGCUCAGAGCUCCUACAGCUACAACAGAAAUUGCUGUGGUUACUCUAUGAACGAGGAGACCUGGACAGAUAUCCCAUGGCCAUGGGCACCCUUGCAGACCUUGAGGACCAGGAUCCCAUUCCUGGCAAGGAGAACCCCCACAAAAUCCACCUCAAAGCUGUGAGCUCUGCUCAGAAACACUACAACAAUGAGCAUAUCUACCCGUUCAUGUACCUGGCAGGGUUUCACUACAGACACAGGAACGUGCGGGAGGCCCUGAAGGCCUGGGCCGAGGCAGCCCAGGUCAUGCAAGACUAUAACUAUUUUCGUGAGGAUGAGGAGAUCUACAAGGAAUUUUUUGACAUCGCCAACGAUGUCAUCCCCACCUUGCUGAAGGAGACCGCCGCUGCCGCUGAGAGUGCUGGGGAGGGAGGGGAGGGAGGCCACGAAGCCGAAAAGGACCAACCCAAGCAGGCUGCUGCUCUCUCAGCUCUCCAAGACCCAGAAUGCUUUGCCCACCUGUUGCAUUUCUACGAUGGGAUCUGCAAGUGGGAGGAGGGUAGUCCCACGCCGGUUCUUCAUGUAGGCUGGGCCACCUACCUGGUCCAGUCUCUAAGCCGCUUUGAUGCUCAGGUGCGUCAGAAGGUGUCAAUCAUCACCAAAGAGCCAGAGUCCCAGGAUGAUGAUGACCAGUCUAGUGACGAUCCUCGGGAGGGGCGAAGACGUGGCCCCAGAAGGGAAUCCAAGCUGGAGGACCAAAGUCCCCUCCCUCCCCCUGUCUCAGCAGCAUCCACAUCGCCAUCCAGCCAGCCACCCCCCCAACCUAAGAAGCCGGGGGAAGUUGGGGGCCGCCGGCGAUCAUCUCAGGGCCUGCGGGCUGGAGACGCCGAAGGAAAAGCGAAGUCGCCGAGCCCCGACCCAUCCUCUUCUCCCACAUCUCAGCAGCAGGCCACAUCCUCAGCGGGUCCCAUUGUGAUCUUUCAAAGUGAAAAGAUGAAAGGUAUGAAGGGGCUGCUGUGCGCAGCCAAGGUCAACUCCAGUGCCAUCAAGCUACAGCUCACGGCCCAGUCCCAGGUCCAGAUGAAGAGGCAGAAGAGCACGCCGUCGGGAGACUACUCCAUGUCCUUCAUGAAGCGCCCGCGCAAAUCCCUGUAGAUUUCUGGUUGUUGCAGCAGGAGACGAGCGUUCUUGAAAGACUUCGUAGGACUCGUUCCACUUGUACUGUGAAAAGCAAAGCCGACGCACGAAAAUGGAUUCACUUCGCUUUUGUUUUUGAAUGUUUUUGCAAAAUCUCAGCCAAAAGUCAUCAGCUUCUCAAGUCCUUUGCAGUGUUUUUUUUCCCCCUUGCACAUAUAUGCUUGAAUUGACCCAAGCAAUACAAAUCCAUUUCCAGCAUCAACAGGGGCAUUUCACUUUCACCUCGUGAUUCAGUGGCAACCACAUUGCAUCGUAAAAAAACAUAUUGCACAGAUUUUAUUCUUAUCAUUGAUUGUAAACAUCCAGUCACAGUCGGUUCUUCAGAAAGCCAGUUGCACACCAACAGUUUAUUUGUCACUGACGUAUGCGGAAGCCAAAGUUGAGCAACAUGACACUGUGAAUAUCAUUUCUGUACGUGUGUUGAUGUCGGACUACCGUUCUGGAGCGUCUUGUUUAUUUGACCCAUCAGUUCUUCUGAAGCCUUUUGGGAUCGGUUUACCUAGGAUAGUUACCAUGUAACAUUGUCCACUUCUGCUCUAUUGUCAGCUUAUCUCUCGCUAGCUAUGUUGCCUUAAGUUGCGUUUUUUUUUUUUUGUUCUUUUCUAAUUCUAGGUGGCCUUUAGUUUGGAGAAUAGCUGAUGUAGGCCUAUUUCUAAUGAUUAGAGACGACGAGGAAGACCUUGCACUGUUCGAGAAGGGGAUCCCUUCAGGUGGGCCCCGCUACGUUGUGUUUGCUUGACAACUAGUGUUUUGUUUUGUUUUGUAUCUGCCAGUAAUAAA